This is a messenger RNA of Lontra canadensis (Northern American river otter), 604 nucleotides long. RefSeq names its product glutamate receptor 4-like. The record is from RefSeq and is a predicted model, not a curated record. NCBI's taxonomy places the organism in Eukaryota, Metazoa, Chordata, Mammalia, Carnivora, Mustelidae. The transcript has 3 exons. The coding region runs from base 304 to 558 and encodes 84 amino acids.
UAAAUGAACUUUUCGGUGCUCCCUCUUUUUCCAAGGAUGUUACCUCUGCCCUGGGUCUCUUCCCCUGCCUUCCCUCCUCCAAUUCUCUCCUCCUUGGUGCCGGCCUUUUAAACCUGCUGGGGCUGCCCUUUGCCUUCUUGUCUCCUCCUCUCCCUCUCCGGGCCCCUUCACCUCGUCCAUUCCUGUCUCAGGCUCUCCAGAUUCCCGGGCUGUUUGCUGCGCCAUCGUCGUCAAUGCCUCUCUGAACAGCCUUUCGCAAGAGUGUGAGAGAAAGAGCGCGCGCCAGGGAGAGGAGAAAAGAAGAUGAGGAUUAUUUGCAGACAGAUUGUCUUGUUGUUUUCUGGAUUUUGGGGACUCGCCAUGGGAGCCUUUCCGAGCAGCGUGCAGAUAGGUGGUCUCUUCAUCCGAAACACAGACCAGGAAUACACGGCUUUUCGAUUAGCAAUUUUCCUUCAUAACACCAGCCCCAAUGCGUCGGAAGCUCCUUUUAAUUUGGUACCUCAUGUGGACAACAUUGAGACAGCCAACAGUUUUGCUGUGACAAAUGCUUGUAAGUAAAACAAGUUCUGGCUAAAUUAGAAGAGAAUUAAAAUGAAGCAAUAGA